This is a messenger RNA of Seriola aureovittata, 1814 nucleotides long. RefSeq names its product zinc finger protein 271-like. The transcript is spliced from 3 exons. NCBI's taxonomy places the organism in Eukaryota, Metazoa, Chordata, Actinopteri, Carangiformes, Carangidae. Gene Ontology annotation, molecular function: RNA polymerase II cis-regulatory region sequence-specific DNA binding; DNA-binding transcription factor activity. The record is from RefSeq and is a predicted model, not a curated record. Gene Ontology annotation, biological process: regulation of transcription by RNA polymerase II. Bases 310 to 1380 code for a protein of 356 amino acids.
GUACUGAAUGCCAGCCGCAUAUAAGACCCACGAAGGGGACGCUGUCUCGUGCACACAACAAUCUACCGGAUUAUGUAUUUUGCAAACCGUUUUUAAUCUCCGACUGCGUUAACCGGGUGUAAUAGCUGCAUCUACCAAAUGGACACCCGGUCUGUUCCGAGUUAAGACUCUGGAACCUGAAAGCGAGUAUCUGCGUGAAUGCGAAUAUUGUAAACAAUGAACGUUUUCAUCCGGAUCACCAUUAGAUGAUUUGGGAUUCACCGAGACCGCAUAUUUCAUGGGAAUAUCGUUAGGUUUAAGUCCAUAAAGAUGUCCAAAAUUGAACGUCUUAAUGCCCGAGUGGAAAAGCUGCUGUGUAAAGUUGUGCAAGAGGUUCUGGAGGUGGUGAAAGAGACAGUGUCAGAGUACCAGGAGAAAACAGCCAGAACACAGAGAGAGAACCAGAGUCUGAAGAGGAGGCUGCAGGAGCUCCAGGAUAAGAUAAACUUGCAGCACUUUGGAACUGUGCCACAAAUUUCCACUUCAACCCAGCAGGCCAAGGAGGAACAGAGAGAGACAGAAGAGCUGGAAGAGGACAUUGAACUCUUCCCUACUGAUGACAUUGCAGAUUCAUUUGAAGACCCUGACUGUGAAUCAGCCAUCGCAUCUUUAGCCACCCCCUGUCUCUCCCCUAAAACUACGAUAGGUCCACAUGUUGGUGGAGAGACCUUGAGCAAUCCAAGAACUCUUAAAACUGAGACUGGCAAUGGGCUUUCAAUACCAAUUAUAAAACACGUAGACCCUGUUGUUACUAUUGAUAUCAGUGAAGAUGAUUCUGAUUUACACUUUACAUCAAAUAAAAUGAAAGUAGAGCCCACAUCAGAUGAAGACACCACGCAUAAACACACAAAUUAUUUUUAUGAAGAUGCUGCAACAAGCUCUACAUCCUUAAACAGACUAACCCUAGAACCUCAUCAGGCCAAUUCAGGACUCUACAAUGCCACAGGGGUCAUCUUCAGUCUGGGCCAGAAUAGCAUUGAAGAGCCACUAUCUCAAAGAUACACAACUACAAACCGUGUUGGUGCAGAAAAACAACAGACAAACACUAAAGCAGGCGGUUCAGACUCAGCAGCUUUCCAGAGAAACAUGAGAAAACACUACUGCUGCUCGCUGUGUGGUCGCACCUUCAGGCACGCAGGCGAUUACAAGAAACACAACAGGGUGCACACAGGGGAGAAGCCGUACUGCUGCUCGGUGUGCGGGAAGCGCUUCAGUCAGUCGGGCUACCUGACGGUGCACCUGCGCUACCACACGGGAGAAAAGCCUUUUGGCUGCAGCCACUGUGGCAAAAGUUUCAGUCACUCCAGUAACAUGAAGAAACACCUGCAAACGCAUCUGUGAAGCCGCUGUACCGCAUCGUUCCGCUGUUACAUCCAGACAUUUUCUUUAUGUAUCACGUUUGUGAUAUUUAAGGAUGGGCACGGAAAAGGCUGCCUGUUUUUAAGCCGACAUAGAAGGAUUAUUAAAGGAGGAAAGCACUGGCUUCUCUGUGAGCUUCUUUUUGAAGGGCAGCCAAGCAAAUUGCAACCCUGUUUAAAAAAUGAUGUAACUUCAUGGAAAAGUUAUUUAUUUCAUGAUUAAAUGUGCCUUCUUCUAUCAAAAUAGAAAGCCUAUUGUAGAGUGCAUGUCCGAUUCAGAUGUGGAAGCACAAUCUAACAAUUCCUACUAUUUCUGCCUUACUGUUGUUUGUUUACUGUGUUAUUUACUGUACACUGGAGCUUCUUAUGUGAACCUCCAUAUUCAUUUUCAAAUCAAAUAAAAGUAUUUGGGACUUC